Molecule: messenger RNA, 1222 nt
Organism: Hyposmocoma kahamanoa
Lineage: Eukaryota; Metazoa; Arthropoda; Insecta; Lepidoptera; Cosmopterigidae
Gene: Mt2
Product: tRNA (cytosine-5-)-methyltransferase
Exons: 3
Coding region: 218-1213 (331 amino acids)
Molecular function (GO): methyltransferase activity
Source: RefSeq, a predicted model, not a curated record
AUUUAUCACCCACCUCUAGUGGGUUUGUGGUUCUUUCUAAUUUGUGCCUGUAUGUAUGACAUUUAUUCUAAGUUUUAAUUUAUUUUAACCCCAACAACAAAAUCUCAAACUGUAAAAAAUCAGUCAUUAUCUAUUAUCAUUCCUUCAAAAUAAGUGGACAGUUUUAUAGUUCGUUUCUUUCUAUAAGAAUUCCUUCCUAAUCCUUAUAAUCCUCAACAUGUUUUACAAGACAUUAGAACUUUACAGCGGGAUCGGAGGCAUGCACUGUGCUUGGAAUGAAUCAAAGUUACCUGGUGAAAUAGUAGCAGCCGUUGAUAUAAACACAGUUGCUAACAAAGUAUACGCACACAACUUUCCUCAAACGAACCUUCUAAAUCGAAAUAUCCAAUCACUAAGUGCUAGAGAAAUAAAUAAAUUAAAUGUAAACACUAUUUUAAUGUCACCGCCAUGCCAACCGUUUACAAGAAAUGGCAAGUACUUGGAUGAAAAUGACUCUAGAACUAAUUCAUUCCAAUACCUGAUAAGUAUUUUAAAGAAAUUAGAAUGUAUUGAAUAUAUUCUUAUGGAAAAUGUUAAAGGAUUUGAAUGUUCCUCUGUAAGAGAUAUAUUUAUUGAUAAACUAAAAGAAUGCAAGUUUAAUUAUCAAGAGUUUCUACUGAGUCCGUCCACUGUUGGUGUCCCUAACUCCAGGCUUAGAUACUAUUGUAUUGCCAGAAGAAACUCAACUUGGAAUUUUAAAACAAAAGAUGGUAUUAUGGACACUCUUUCUACCAAUUAUGGUGAACCAUAUUCUAUAGAAACAAUUCUAGAGAAUUGUCAAACAGACAAGUUUCUUGUACCUGAUAAACAUUUGAAGCGUGGAAAUAUAUUCGACAUUUGUUACAGAAACUCGCGACGUUCUUGUUGUUUUACAAAAGCCUAUUCGAAUUAUGUUGAAGGUACUGGAUCUGUAUUUACUGAAGCCAGCCCAGAAAUAGUUAAAAUAUGUUAUGAAAAAGCAAAUACAUUUAAAGUAGGUAGCGCAGAAUUUGUUGAUUGUUUAAGAGAUUUAAAGUUGCGGUUCUUUACACCAAACGAAGUGUUGUCUUUAAUGUCGUUUCCAAAAUAUUAUACUUUUCCUAAGAAUACUUCUAAUAAACAGUGUUAUAGAUUGUUAGGUAACAGUGUUAACGUUACAAUUAUAUGUGAAUUAUUAAAAUUAUUGUUUGAUUAAUAAAUAAUG